Messenger RNA from Neurospora hispaniola, 357 nucleotides. RefSeq lists its product as uncharacterized. The coding region runs from base 1 to 357 and encodes 118 amino acids. The transcript is spliced from 2 exons. NCBI's taxonomy places the organism in Eukaryota, Fungi, Ascomycota, Sordariomycetes, Sordariales, Sordariaceae. The record is from RefSeq and is a predicted model, not a curated record.
AUGAGCAACAGCUCGUGGAACAUCGGCGAAGUGAUCGCGCUCAGUCUGGGCGUGGUCCUCAUCUUCGCCCUCUGCUUCGGCUUCAGGAUAUGGUGGGGAAGGAGAAGGGACAAGAGGAGAAAGCAACAAGAAAGGGAUGGUGUUGAGUCGUCGAACUGGUCCCAGUCGAUUCGAACGAUGGGGGUCAAAGCCACGCGCAAGGAGGAGGAGACAGUGGAGGACAACAAGGAGGCGGGCAUGCUGGAGGACAUGUCGGAGGAGGGCAUGGAGAAAGUGGGCACGGUAAUGGUGGUCGUGGUGGUGAUAACGGGGCAGGAGGAGGAGGCAACGGUGGCACAGGAGGUACAAGCUAGGUAG